GUGUUGUUUGGUGUGCAAGUCCCAGAUAGAUCUUUGUCAUGGCUGUGAAGUCCUACUUGGCAAAUAAUUGCCUAACAAUAAUACAAUUAACAAUAGGGCAAUCUACAUGGUAUGAUCAUAGUAAACAUAACUGUUUUAAAGUUAAACAAAUGUAUUGUAUAAUAUAAUAAUACGUACUUAUAUAAUAAGGAAGUUGCAUUCUGGCUAAAAAAUGAGGAAAUAGCACAUCACUAACCACUACUCAAAUAGCUCUGUCACAAACACUCACAAAGGCAGUCACCUCCAAUCUACCGUCUUUGUGCACAUGGCUCCUUUUCUUGUUAUCGUUGUUACCCUCUGUAGACUCACAGGAACUCAUGGCAUCACUACAGUGAGUGAAGAAGUGUCCGUGGAAGUAGGGGCCACGGUUUCAAUUCCAUGUCUCUACAAACCGAGCCAUAAGAACCUUGUUAAGUACCUUUGUAAAGGAGGGGUUUGGUUGUCUUGUGAUAAAAUAAUCACAACCAACUCCAAGAGUAGUUUUCCAGAAGGCCAGUACACAAUCUCUGAUGACCCGGACCAAGGGGUCUUCACAGUAUCCAUCAUAAGCCAAGAGGAGGGAACGCAAACCUACUGGUGUGCUGUGGAGAUGGGAUUCUCGAAGCUGGAUGAGAAAACUCAAUUCAAACUAUUUGUGUCCAAAGGCAAGUCCAGUCUGUAUGUGGAUCAACAGGAAAUAACAGGAUUUGCGGGAGAUAGUAUAAAUAUCAGUUUUGACUCUAAAACACACGGCAAACGAGGAUGGUGCAUACUGGGCCACUGCAAGGAGCCCCAGGAUGGCUUUAUUGAAGGUUCACAUUACUCAAUUGAUGCAAGCAAACAAGGUGUUUUUGUGGUGACUAUGAAAGACCUAGACAUGGAAAGCAGUGGUUGGUACAUUUUUUUCCAAGGAAAACUAAAUAUGCCAAUACAUCUUACCGUUGCUGUAAAUUCAAAGACAAUGAAUACACCAACCUCAACAACUGUGAGCACUUUGUCAGAUGAGGUGUCCACUAAAAAGAUUACAGAGAAGGAACCUGAUGUUCUCAGAAACGACCUAAAGAACCAGCUCCUUCCUUUGGGCAUAUUGCUGUUCAUUAUAGCAGUGGCCCUGUUGGUUUCGUGGAUGUUCCACAGGCGAGCCAAAAGAAAACUUACAGCAAUCACAGUGUCGUCUGAAACAGACGUUGUUUAUAGUAGCGUGAUGCCGGUGCAUUCCACGGCAGCACAGAAUAAACCUACUGGUGACAUGAAUCUCAAGAAAAACCCAAAGGAGGAUGAAAAUAUAACAUACAGUGUUAUUGGCCCCCAUCCAAGAAUAUAAGGUAUAAUAAAUCAUCCAUGCCAUUCAAUUGACCAUACGCUGCAUGGUGACUUCAACACUGAAGAUGACUUUCCUUCGCAUUUUGAGUAGGCUCCUAUUUAUCUUACAUGUAUACAAUAUAAAUGUGUCCUCCCUGUAAACUAUCCAGAAAAUAUCCACUAGUAAUUAUUGCCAACUGUGUCCUCCCCCCCCAAACACACACACACAGAAACA
This is a messenger RNA of Gadus morhua (Atlantic cod), 1555 nucleotides long. RefSeq names its product trem-like transcript 4 protein. Bases 305 to 1342 code for a protein of 345 amino acids. The record is from RefSeq and is a predicted model, not a curated record. Gene Ontology annotation, molecular function: transmembrane signaling receptor activity. The transcript has 8 exons. NCBI's taxonomy places the organism in Eukaryota, Metazoa, Chordata, Actinopteri, Gadiformes, Gadidae. Gene Ontology annotation, cellular component: plasma membrane.